AUGGUGAAGGAAACGGCCGCUCAAAAGAAGCGACGGCUAGAGAAGGCAAGACAGAAGUACCAGGAGAAGCGCUCGCAGGAAACGGAACAAUGUAAGACAGAACGACUUACUAAGCGCCGAAAAAUGCUUGAAUCUGAGGCAGAAAGCCAGCGUGCAGAGCACUUGGCCAAACAUAAAGAGCAUAUGGCUGCUGCUCGUGCGCUUGAGACGGAAGAAGAGAGGGCUUCUCGCCAGGCGCGUGAUAGAGAGCGACACGCUGCUGUUCGUGCGGUUGAGCCAGAAGAAGCGAGGGCUUCUGGCCAGGCGCGUUAUAGAGAGCAACACGCUGCUGUUCGUGCGGUUGAGCCAGAAGAAGCGAGGGCUUCUGGCCAG
Messenger RNA from Hyalella azteca, 372 nucleotides. RefSeq lists its product as uncharacterized. The transcript has a single exon. The record is from RefSeq and is a predicted model, not a curated record. The annotation marks the transcript as partial. NCBI's taxonomy places the organism in Eukaryota, Metazoa, Arthropoda, Malacostraca, Amphipoda, Hyalellidae.